UCCCUCCCUCCCUCCCUCCCUCCCUCCACCUCUUCCGCGCCCCCGAAAGGCAAAACCCUCCCUGCCCCGGUGCCCCCGGUCCCCUCCCCGCCGCCCUGGUCAAACCCUAGCAGGCGGACGCGCAAACCCGCCCGCAUCCCAUUCCACAUCUCCCCAUGGCGGCGCUCUCCGUGCCCCUCCGCGCCGCGGCGGCCGCCGCCGGAUCCCGCGCCGCCGUCGACCCCAUCAAGGUCUCGAGCGUGAGGAGCACCGGCUCGGCACACUUUGGCUGCAGGUUCCCCUCCAUCGCGGCCUCCUCUUCAUCUGCGAGGAACGUCGAGCCGCUGAGGGCGAUAGCUACACAGGCACCCCCUGCCGUCCCACAAUAUUCGAGUGGGGAGAAGACAAAGAUUGGCAUCAACGGGUUUGGACGGAUUGGCAGGUUGGUCCUGCGAAUUGCAACCAGCAGAGAUGAUAUUGAAGUUGUGGCUGUGAAUGAUCCUUUCAUUGAUGCUAAGUACAUGGCCUAUAUGUUCAAGUAUGACUCCACUCAUGGUCCAUUUAAGGGUUCUAUUCAUGUCGUGGAUGAAUCAACCCUGGAGAUCAAUGGGAAGAAGAUCACAAUUACAAGCAAAAGAGAUCCUGCAGAGAUUCCAUGGGGUAACUAUGGAGCUGAAUAUGUUGUUGAAUCUUCUGGUGUUUUUACGACCACGGACAAAGCAUCAGCACACUUAAAGGGUGGUGCCAAGAAAGUGGUGAUAUCUGCGCCAUCAGCAGAUGCUCCCAUGUUUGUUGUUGGAGUUAAUGAGAAUAGCUAUGACCCAAAGAUGAAUGUUGUUUCUAAUGCAAGUUGCACCACCAACUGCCUUGCUCCACUUGCCAAGGUUGUCCACGAGGAAUUUGGCAUUGUGGAGGGUCUCAUGACAACUGUUCAUGCCACAACAGCCACCCAGAAGACUGUUGACGGUCCUUCAAUGAAGGAUUGGAGGGGAGGACGUGGUGCUGGCCAAAACAUAAUUCCUAGCUCCACUGGUGCAGCAAAGGCUGUUGGAAAAGUCCUACCUGAGCUGAAUGGAAAGCUCACUGGCAUGGCCUUCCGAGUUCCAACACCAAAUGUCUCUGUGGUGGAUUUGACAUGUCGGAUUGAGAAAAGCGCUUCCUAUGAUGAUGUGAAAGCAGUCAUCAAGGCGGCAUCAGAGGGUGCACUCAAAGGUAUCCUAGGCUACACAGAUGAGGAUGUUGUUUCCAAUGAUUUCGUCGGUGAUUCUAGGUCAAGUAUCUUUGAUGCCAAGGCUGGUAUUGGACUGAGCUCGUCUUUCAUGAAGCUUGUGUCUUGGUAUGACAACGAGUGGGGCUACAGCAACCGGGUUCUGGACCUGAUUGCCCACAUCGCUCUCGUCAGCGCCAAGCACUGAUGUGCGGAGAUCCCUACUCAUUCCUCCAGUAGCCUAGUAGGAAAGGCUGCAAUUUUGACGGCCAUUUUCUUCGUAGCUCUUCUUUGGAAUAAGAUGAUGUGGACCACUUCAAACUGAGAGCAUAAAUGGACUCAGAUCCAUGACUUGUAUGUUAGUUGUUGAAGGGGUAAAGUUUGGUCGUAGUGCCAAGGCAUGCAUCUGCGGAAUUGAGUGAACCAUAUGGCCCGUCGACUCGAUUCGUUGCUUGUGAUUUGUGCCCUUUGUGUAAGGUGGUAUAAUUUGGCAGUCCAUGUUUGGAGCCAAGCGUGAUGAUAGGAUGGCAUUGAGCGAUGACCAAUUGGAUCUA
Molecule: messenger RNA, 1740 nt
Organism: Setaria italica (foxtail millet)
Lineage: Eukaryota; Viridiplantae; Streptophyta; Magnoliopsida; Poales; Poaceae
Product: glyceraldehyde-3-phosphate dehydrogenase GAPCP1, chloroplastic
Exons: 14
Coding region: 156-1394 (412 amino acids)
Biological process (GO): glucose metabolic process
Molecular function (GO): NADP binding; oxidoreductase activity, acting on the aldehyde or oxo group of donors, NAD or NADP as acceptor; NAD binding
Source: RefSeq, a predicted model, not a curated record